Molecule: messenger RNA, 1138 nt
Organism: Colletes gigas
Lineage: Eukaryota; Metazoa; Arthropoda; Insecta; Hymenoptera; Colletidae
Product: homocysteine S-methyltransferase 2-like
Exons: 2
Coding region: 164-1138 (324 amino acids)
Biological process (GO): S-methylmethionine cycle
Molecular function (GO): S-adenosylmethionine-homocysteine S-methyltransferase activity; zinc ion binding
Source: RefSeq, a predicted model, not a curated record
UUGAGAUUUUUUUUACGAAUUUCUUGUAAAAUAUCGAGAAACAUAAGUAUAUGUGCGUGAUUAAAUAUUAAAACGAUAAAUCAGUAUAGAUUUUAUUUGCGAAUAAUAAUUUUCAAAGAAAGCAGAAACAAUAUUUUGUUCAGAUAACGAAAAGUGUUGAGAGAUGUUGGAUGUAAAGAUUCUGGAUGGCGGAUUUUCUACGCAAUUGUCUACUCAUGUUGGUGAAAAAAUUGAUGGCGAUCCACUGUGGACAGCACGAUUUUUAGCGACAAAUCCUACUGCUGUUUAUGCUACACAUUUAGAUUUUUUGCGAGCAGGUGCAGAUAUCAUAGAAACAAAUACAUAUCAAGCCUCGGUUUUUGGUUUAAUGGAACACUUAUCUAUAACUGAAGAUGAGAGCAUAAAGUUGCUACAGCUAGCUGUUCAUCUUGCUAAGAAAGCUGUUAAUGAUUAUGUAAUAGAAAUAGCAGAUAAUAAUGACAUUGAAAAUAAAAAACCUUUGAUUGCUGGUUCUUGCGGACCUUAUGGAGCUAGUUUACAUGAUGGAUCAGAAUAUAAUGGAGCUUAUGGCAAAACUGUAUCUCGUGAAACUAUGAUUCAAUGGCAUAAAUCACGUAUUGACAUUUUAAUAAAUGCUGGUAUAGAAUUAUUAGCAUUAGAAACUAUACCUUGUUAUCAAGAAGCAGAGGCAUUGAUUGAACUUUUACAACAAUAUUCAAAUGUCAAAGCAUGGCUUUCAUUUUCUUGCGAAAAGAACAGUAAAAAUAUUGUGGAUGGAAGCAAUUUCCAAGAAGUAGCUACACACUGUUAUAAAACGGCUUUAUCAGGACAAAUAAUUGCUAUUGGUGUAAAUUGCCUUGCUCCAAAAGAUGUAUCUUCCCUAUUAAAAAAUAUUAACAAAAAUGGAGAAAACGAAUUCAUACCAUUAAUAGCGUAUCCUAAUAGUGGAGAAAUAUAUUCUACGACCAAAGGAUGGAUACAAAAUGAAAGUUGUGUUUCUUUUGAAAGUUUUAUCCCUGAAUGGUUAGAUCUUGGAAUACAAUACAUUGGAGGUUGUUGUAGAAUGUAUGCAGAAAACAUAAAAUCGAUUAGGAAGGAAGUAAAUAAUUAUAAAAAAAAGAAAACAGUGAUGGAUUAA